This is a messenger RNA of Dermacentor albipictus, 1848 nucleotides long. Its product is annotated as protein 5NUC-like. NCBI's taxonomy places the organism in Eukaryota, Metazoa, Arthropoda, Arachnida, Ixodida, Ixodidae. The record is from RefSeq and is a predicted model, not a curated record. Gene Ontology annotation, cellular component: plasma membrane. Gene Ontology annotation, biological process: AMP catabolic process. Gene Ontology annotation, molecular function: metal ion binding; nucleotide binding; 5'-nucleotidase activity.
CUCCGCCACCUGCAGGUUACACUGCGAAUUCUAAAUUGCUCUAGUCCAGGUUAUAACUCAUUUCAGGCCACGUUCACGAUGCAUGUAGCUUCCGCCACAUUGAUUGCCAUCCUGUGCUUUACCCUAAGCUCUGCACAAUCAGGAAAAGGAAACACCAAUGGAAGGCUCAAAUUGACAAUACUUCACACCAACGACAUUCACUCUCGGAUCCUCGAAAGUGAUAAACGGGGAAUGCAAUGCAACGAAGAAAAACGUAAGAACGGCAAGUGCUUCGGCGGCAUCGCUAGGAUUGCUUACCAGGUGCGGAAGCUGAAGAAUGCUGCGAGAAAUGUUCUGUUCGUCAAUGCUGGAGACUUCUAUCAAGGAACUCUGUGGUACUCGAUACUUAAGCACAAGAUUGUGUCUGCAGCAAUGUCUCAAAUGUCUUACGACGUGGUGUGCCUAGGAAAUCAUGAGUUCGACGACGGACCGGAGGGACUGGCUCCAUUUCUUCGGAAAAUGAAAGAAGCUAAAAUUAGGGUUCUGGGGACGAACCUUGACACAUCUGCUGAGCCGAGCUUCCGGCAUAUCUCGCUGCCGAGGUCCACAGUGUACAAUAUCGAAGGACGCCAGGUUGCUUUUCUGGGUGUGGUUACAACGGAAACCAUAACAAUCGCCAAACCAGGUCGCAUCAGGAUACUACCAGAAAUUGAGAGUAUAAACAACGAAAUUCGCCGUCUCAAGCAGCAACGUAUAAAUAUAUUUUUCUUAAUAAGUCACGUUGGCUUCGAUGUUGACCAAAAAAUUGCAGCCGCAUGCCCUGAUCUCGAUCUUAUUAUCGGUGGACACACGAACACGUUUUUGUACACAGGCAAGCCCCCAGUCGACGACAAACCUGAAGGGCCAUACCCGGUCGUCUAUAAACGACGAGAUGGAACACAGUGCCUUAUUGUGCAAGAUUUCCGAUUUGGAAAAUAUCUAGGCUAUCUCCGGAUGGAAAUUAAUCGAGACGGAGUGAUCACGCACUGGGCUGGUUCUCCAAUAUUGCUGAGCCAGGACGUACCCCAAGAUUUACAAGUUCUAAACAGCAUGAUGUCAUACAAACAAACUGUGGAUGAGGCGAUCAAAAGAACUGUGGGCUCCACAAAAGUCUUGCUGGAGGCUGAUGAAAAGUUGUGCCGAUACAGGGAGUGCAAUUCUGUGAACCUGAUGGCUGACUCCUUCCUUGACUUCUACGCAAACAGGAAUAGCCCUGUGUCAUCGGCAUGGUCUGUAGUAAAUGCCGCCGUCAUCAAUGGAGGCAUCGCGAGGGACUCUAUCCGGCAGAAAUCGAACGUGACCCUAGGAGACCUGCUGGGGGCCAUGCCAUACGACAGUGACUUAGUCGUGAUGGAUAUGAGUGGAAGAGAGCUAUAUAAUAUGUUCGAAUACGGAGUUAGUGAUUUUACAUGGUAUCCAGACUUGAAUGGGAAAUUUCUGCAAGUAUCAGGUGCACACGUUGUGUACGACUUCCGCCAGCCAAAUGGUCGACGAGUUGCAUCACUGAAGGUAUUAUGCGCCAAUUGUAGCGUACCGGUGUACAAACCGGUUAGGAAGGAGCGGGUGUACAGCAUCGUGACGACUUCAUUCAUCGCGAACGGAGGUGAUGGAUUCGUGUUUGGUUCAGGUGUUGCUAAGCGCACGGAAGGUGUCAGCGCCUUAGAUGUAUUUGCGAAGUACUUCAGCAAAACGUCUCCGGUGAAGACCCCUGAAGAGGAGAGAGUCAUCGUGCUGAACCUUCCGAAAAGAGGAGUAGGUUCACCAUAGCGCAAAAAAAAGAAGUUGGAACACCAAAAGUACCUUUCUUCUACAUAAAAAUUUUAACUCAAA